AGAGUGAGAGGCUGUUCGUGUGUGGGAGAGAGAAAACGCGGGAGAGAGAGAAACAGCGGUGAUGAUCGACGCCAGGCUGCCACCACUCUGCAGCAGAGAGUGGCUGCAACAAAAAGCACAGAAUAACAUCCCCGACUCCCCGCUCUGCUUUUUUUUUCCUCUUUCUGCGUCUCAGCUAGCGGAUGAGGGCUCCGCUCACAGCUCUGCAGAGGCUCUGCCGAAACCGAGCCGGCGUCAGACGCAAGAUCUCUGCCUGCCAUCAACAAGUUAGGCUUGGACGACCAGAGCCAUGAAAGAAAAAYACUUGAUUUUCAAUUAAAACGUCAAAGACAUCAUCACUGCAGUGGAAGGAAAUCAAAAAGGUAAAAGAAAAAGAAGAGAAAGAAGAAGAGGGAGCUGCUGACUGGAGUCACUCUGGAUCUAACUGAUUAACUUGAUAAAUAUAUUAUWUACAUUUCUAUCAAGGAUUUGUGGGCUGAAGGAGAAAAAAAUUUAUUUCUUCUUUGUGUUUGGAUUUUAGGGGACUCUGGCAAAAACACAAGGAAUAAACAUCUUAGGACAUGGAAUUUUACAUUUUGUUUCAAUCGGGUGGGCUCAGAAUUGCUUUAUUUCAAAAGAAGCCGAUUCCUUUUGUGUUUACUCAAAAGGGCUUUUUCCCUUUGGAUUUUUCUUCCAUCCCGUUGCUCCAAGAGUCUUUGGAAAAGGACAGUUGAAUGCAGCCUCCGAUGUACACAAAAGAAUGGGUUUCCAUUCAAGGUGGCCAUUGGUGGGACCUGCACCAGUGGCUGUGAGUGUGAUCAGUAUGCUCCUAGCGUGUCUGCUGUCUCCUGCAUCAUGCACAACCUGCCCUCAAAAAUGCCGCUGUGAGGACCUGCAGUUCUACUGCGACACCCAGGAGCUUAAGGCACCACCAGAUGGUGUGGACAAGGGCGCCCUGGGGUUGUCGCUACGCCACAACAGCAUCACUGAGCUCUCCCCAGAUCAGUUCUACGGUUUCAGCCAGCUCACCUGGCUACAUCUAGACCACAACCAGAUCACCACAGUACAAGAGGAUGCCUUUCAAGGGCUCUAUAAACUGAAGGACCUCAACCUGAGCUCCAAUCGUAUCACCAAGUUGCCCAACACAACCUUCAUCCACCUCAUCAACCUUCAGAUCCUGGACCUUUCAUUCAAUCAGAUGACAUCAUUGGAGCCAGAACUGUUUCAUGGACUUAGGAAGCUCCAGAUACUUCACCUCCGCUCAAAUUUACUUCGCACUACACCUGUGCGAGCGUUUUGGGACUGUCGCAACCUGGAAUAUCUGGGCCUGAGCAGCAACCGUCUACGGAGCCUUGCCCGGAAUGGAUUUGCUGGGCUCAUUAAACUCAAAGAGCUCCACUUGGAGCACAAUCAGCUGACCAAGAUUAACUUGGCCCAUUUCCCUCGUCUCGUUGCCCUCCAGUUUCUCYAUCUCCAGUGGAAUAAGAUCAACAAUGUCACGUGUGGCAUGGAGUGGACCUGGACCACUUUAGAGAAGCUGGACCUCACAGGAAACGAAAUCCGUGUCCUGACACCUGACGUGUUUCAAACGCUGCCAAAUUUAAAAAUUUUGCUACUGGAUAACAACAAACUAAGCAGCUUGGAGCCCCAAGUCUUGGAUAUGUGGCAGUCUUUGAGUACAAUUGGACUGUCCAGCAACCUUUGGGAAUGUACCAAAAGGAUUUGCUCYUUGGCCACGUGGUUGAGCGCCUUCAAGGGAAGGUGGGAACAUUCCAUUGUCUGCCAUAGUCCAGAAUACGCCCAGGGGGAGGAGAUACUUGACGCCGUCUAUGGAUUCCAGCUUUGCCAGAAUUUUUCAGCACCAGUCAUUCAGACCAUCAGUACAACCACAGACACUACUACGGCUGCCGAGAUCACAAGCUCCUUGUUUGGAAUUAUGCAGCCAACCCCCACACAGGACUAUGCAGAGGAUUUUGGGAGCUUUACCACACUCACAACCACCACAACCACAACACAAACACCAAGCACUGCUGAAGCAACUACUGCUUUGCUGGAAGAGGCAGCUGUAACAGAUGAUUUCUUAGCUAUGGACAACACUGUCAUGACUCAUAGGGUCAUCAUUGGAACUAUGGCUCUUCUCUUUUCUUUCUUUUUCAUAAUUUUUGUUGUGUAUAUCUCACGAAAGUGCUGCCCCCCCACCCUGCGGAGGAUACGCCACUGUUCUGCUAUUCAGAACCGCAGACAGAUGAGGACCCAGCAGCGACAGCCAAUGGCAGACCUAGCCACACAGGUACCCUAUAAUGAGUACGAGCCCAGCCAUGAAGAAGGGGCUCUCGUCAUCAUCAAUGGCUAUGGGCAGUGCAAAUGUCAGCAACUGCCUUACAAAGAGUGUGAAGGGACUCUGGCAAAAACACAAGGAAUAAACAUCUUAGGACAUGGAAUUUUACAUUUUGUUUCAAUCGGGUGGGCUCAGAAUUGCUUUAUUUCAAAAGAAGCCGAUUCCUUUUGUGUUUACUCAAAAGGGCUUUUUCCCUUUGGAUUUUUCUUCCAUCCCGUUGCUCCAAGAGUCUUUGGAAAAGGACAGUUGAAUGCAGCCUCCGAUGUACACAAAAGAAUGGGUUUCCAUUCAAGGUGGCCAUUGGUGGGACCUGCACCAGUGGCUGUGAGUGUGAUCAGUAUGCUCCUAGCGUGUCUGCUGUCUCCUGCAUCAUGCACAACCUGCCCUCAAAAAUGCCGCUGUGAGGACCUGCAGUUCUACUGCGACACCCAGGAGCUUAAGGCACCACCAGAUGGUGUGGACAAGGGCGCCCUGGGGUUGUCGCUACGCCACAACAGCAUCACUGAGCUCUCCCCAGAUCAGUUCUACGGUUUCAGCCAGCUCACCUGGCUACAUCUAGACCACAACCAGAUCACCACAGUACAAGAGGAUGCCUUUCAAGGGCUCUAUAAACUGAAGGACCUCAACCUGAGCUCCAAUCGUAUCACCAAGUUGCCCAACACAACCUUCAUCCACCUCAUCAACCUUCAGAUCCUGGACCUUUCAUUCAAUCAGAUGACAUCAUUGGAGCCAGAACUGUUUCAUGGACUUAGGAAGCUCCAGAUACUUCACCUCCGCUCAAAUUUACUUCGCACUACACCUGUGCGAGCGUUUUGGGACUGUCGCAACCUGGAAUAUCUGGGCCUGAGCAGCAACCGUCUACGGAGCCUUGCCCGGAAUGGAUUUGCUGGGCUCAUUAAACUCAAAGAGCUCCACUUGGAGCACAAUCAGCUGACCAAGAUUAACUUGGCCCAUUUCCCUCGUCUCGUUGCCCUCCAGUUUCUCYAUCUCCAGUGGAAUAAGAUCAACAAUGUCACGUGUGGCAUGGAGUGGACCUGGACCACUUUAGAGAAGCUGGACCUCACAGGAAACGAAAUCCGUGUCCUGACACCUGACGUGUUUCAAACGCUGCCAAAUUUAAAAAUUUUGCUACUGGAUAACAACAAACUAAGCAGCUUGGAGCCCCAAGUCUUGGAUAUGUGGCAGUCUUUGAGUACAAUUGGACUGUCCAGCAACCUUUGGGAAUGUACCAAAAGGAUUUGCUCYUUGGCCACGUGGUUGAGCGCCUUCAAGGGAAGGUGGGAACAUUCCAUUGUCUGCCAUAGUCCAGAAUACGCCCAGGGGGAGGAGAUACUUGACGCCGUCUAUGGAUUCCAGCUUUGCCAGAAUUUUUCAGCACCAGUCAUUCAGACCAUCAGUACAACCACAGACACUACUACGGCUGCCGAGAUCACAAGCUCCUUGUUUGGAAUUAUGCAGCCAACCCCCACACAGGACUAUGCAGAGGAUUUUGGGAGCUUUACCACACUCACAACCACCACAACCACAACACAAACACCAAGCACUGCUGAAGCAACUACUGCUUUGCUGGAAGAGGCAGCUGUAACAGAUGAUUUCUUAGCUAUGGACAACACUGUCAUGACUCAUAGGGUCAUCAUUGGAACUAUGGCUCUUCUCUUUUCUUUCUUUUUCAUAAUUUUUGUUGUGUAUAUCUCACGAAAGUGCUGCCCCCCCACCCUGCGGAGGAUACGCCACUGUUCUGCUAUUCAGAACCGCAGACAGAUGAGGACCCAGCAGCGACAGCCAAUGGCAGACCUAGCCACACAGGUACCCUAUAAUGAGUACGAGCCCAGCCAUGAAGAAGGGGCUCUCGUCAUCAUCAAUGGCUAUGGGCAGUGCAAAUGUCAGCAACUGCCUUACAAAGAGUGUGAAGUAUGAACUCCUAUUUAUUYCUAGACCAUAAGGUUCGUCAUUUGACCACUUCAGAACAAACAGGGUUUGCUUCUUUAAUUUGUUUCUGGUUUCUGUAAAAAGCCUAAUUUCUACAAGUGACAUUUGAAAACAUGAUCAAUAWCGAAUGCUACAAAGACAGAGACUGGACAGUAAAGAAACUAUGUGGAGAUAGUCAAUUUUAUUUUUCUAUGAAAGAAAGGUUGUUCAUAUCAGCCAGGGGCAAUCAUUUUAAAUAAGAAAAUUGUAAACUGUGAGAUUUGUCUCUACGUUGUCUAUAUUUUGCAGCACAGCUUAAUUAAAAGGUUCAUACAGCCCUUUGCUAACAAAGUACCUAAAGUGAAGGGAUGCGAUUUUGUAAUGUUUAGUUUUUUUGUUUUCCAAAAGGUAAAAAAAAAAAAAAAAAAGAAAAAAGAAAAAAAAAUACACAUUUAAAAUGUUUUUUCCCAAAUUCAUCAGAGGCACUGAAAUUAAGAAGGUUCUUACUAAUAAUACUCAAUUGAGAGUAGAAACCUGAAAAAAACAUUACAUUCUCCAAAUCAGUGAUAUCAAUUUAACAAACAACCUUAAACCAGAUAAGCUGUUUUUUUUUUUUUUCCAUAAAUUGCAGCUGCAACUCUACACAAAGAAUUAAAAAUGUUCAAUUAUAUUAAUUGGAUGAUUUUCUUUUUUGUCAGACAUAUGCUCAAAAAUCCUGAUUUGCAGCAAACAGAAGGCAUUCUGCAUUUGGGCUUUUGUCUAUCACAUUCAGCUAUUGGAAAUAUACCCUUAACCUUUGGGACACAUCACAAUGUGUUCAACUAUGGUUAAUAUCCAAUUUACCCUUCUUUAAAGGAAGCAAAAACCAUCUUGGAUGUCAACUUCACAUUUGACAGACAAAAAAAAAAUGAAAAAAAAACUAAACAAAAAAAAAAACUACAAACCUUUAAUGUACAAUUAUUUGUAUAUGGAUUACACAUUUUGUAAAGGCCAUACAAACUGUGACCAUAAUAUUUUUGGGGCUUAAUUUAAUUAAGUACAAUAUGCUGAUCUGCCAUAACAGGAUCAAUUUCUAGAUUUACGUGAUAUGCGAGUAGCAAGURAAAGGGSAAUGAACAGAGUAAAUGCCAGAACAUUUUAUGCUGAAAAUAAAAACCUCUCCCAGAAGCCCACCCUCUUACGCUUACACUCUAAUCAGGACUGACGGGUUCAAGAUUGAGCCAAUUAAGGCAAGGCAAAAAGAAUCUUAAUAUUCUGUGUCCCACACCAGUGAACCAGCAACAUCUAGCUCUUCCAUCAGUAAAAUGUAGUUGUUUGUCAUCAUUUGUGAGAUAACACCAACAACUCCCCUAAACUUAUUUUAUACAACAGCAUCAAUAAAAUUGUAACUUGCAGUCUGAAAAAUGGAUUCACAUUCAACAAAUAUAUCUGUUCUCCUGUUUGGACUAACAAGUGUUGAGCUAAACUGUGCUCAAUACUCUAGGCAAAUUGAGAUCCAGUGAUAAGCAAACAGCAGGCUUUGGUGAGGACACAUUUGUAUGCAGCAGAGAGAAGAUGUGCAUUAGCAUCAGUCUGAAGCUGCUGCUGCAGCUUCGCACUUCAUGUUCGAUUCAAGAGUGGGGGCAGGGUGAAAGUAAGUGGGAUUGAGAUGAAUUGACGGGAUGAAAAGAGGGCACAAAUUGGUAGAUAACUUAAGUUUAAAACAACUUAAUAAUAAAAUGGGAUUUAUUAUAAUUGCUUGUGCUUUAAACGCACAACAGAGCAGCUUUUGAUUUCACAUCACUCCACAAUGAGGCAUUGCUCCAAUUCCACAGCACCGUUAAGAAARAUGUACCAUAUGACAAGAAUGAGAGGAUUUCUCUAUUUGGGCCGAGGCAGAAGGUAUUAUUUGUGRGUUUGUCUCCUAGGUUAUGAAAAUUUGGCUUCAGGUUUUUACAUAAAACACAUUUGUAUAAGUGCGUCUCUAAAAAUGUUCAUGCCAUCAAACACAAAUUGUGUAAGUAAACCAAAAACUUUUUACACUUUUAGUUAAAACCAUUUUUUUCCCAAAGCCAAGUAAUUCCCUUUCUAAUUUCAAGUUUACCCUCUAGCUUCGCACUGCUUUUACUGCUGCCCUUCUGACCUUGCAUGCUCAAAAGUCCAACUUUCAGUAAAACACUUCUCAGUUUCAUUCAGUAAACGUUACGAGACCCCAUUUUCUGAUGGAUACAAAAGUAAAUUAAAUUCUAUGAGUUAUGGCAAUCAUGACAUUUACAUUUUACUGUUUAAGACUACAAUUGUAYCAAGUGACUGAAAAUCCACAAAAUUUGUAGAAUUAUGCAUCCCUUUGCACUUUGGCUCUUUGUAAACCGUUUUGUUUCCUCUCGUCAUCCUCUAGAUCUUCUCUCCCUGCUGAAAAUCGCUGAAAUGGAAAAAAAAAAAGAAAAAAAAAAGAAAAACUUAAAGAAUCCCUACUCAUUUCCAAACUCUUUGUGCAAAACUGAAUGCUUUUAUCUUCCCAUUUUCCUUUUGUAUUGUAAUAUGUACAAUUUCAUAUCUGUAUAGUGGAUAAGAUGUGCCAAACUGGAAAAAAAGAAAAGAAAAAAAAACCAUUGUCCCUUCAAAACAUAUAUUUUUUAAAUAAAAUGGUUAUAAUUGUUUGCAAAUCGUUUGCAAACUGAUGUA
Molecule: messenger RNA, 6889 nt
Organism: Poecilia reticulata (guppy)
Lineage: Eukaryota; Metazoa; Chordata; Actinopteri; Cyprinodontiformes; Poeciliidae
Source: RefSeq, a predicted model, not a curated record